Molecule: messenger RNA, 1620 nt
Organism: Carassius gibelio (silver crucian carp)
Lineage: Eukaryota; Metazoa; Chordata; Actinopteri; Cypriniformes; Cyprinidae
Product: disks large-associated protein 2
Exons: 9
Biological process (GO): signaling
Cellular component (GO): postsynaptic specialization; glutamatergic synapse
Molecular function (GO): molecular adaptor activity
Source: RefSeq, a predicted model, not a curated record
AUGGCAUUGUGUCUGUGACUCAUUCAGCAGUUUUGUAAUAGUGUGCUAUUUGCAGCCCGUGGUUUUGAUUGUUCUGGUGUUGUUAGUGAGAUUCCCAUUGUCUGUAACAAUGAGCAAAGCAGUGCUCCCCGGGAAGCGGUAGUGACAUAUACGCCUGGCUACAAGAAGACCCCUCCACCUGUUCCUCCUCGUUCCACCACUAAGCCAGUGAUUUCUGUAACAGCCCAGAGCAGCACCGAGUCGACGCAGGAUGCUUACCACGAGGGUCGGCCCUCACGGGGAGGGCUUUGGGCCACAGAUAGCCUCGGCCGGGUCAUCUACACCUCCACCGACAGCCUGGAUAGCGCAAAAGCAGUGACCCUAGCAAUGGAAACCGCACCCAAGCGUCUCACUUCUGCGGGGAGCUACAGCUCCGUUCAGACCUGCGAUAAGGCCAUCCUGGUGUCCAAAGCAGAGGAAUACCUCAAGACUCCGCGCUCUUCCAUCGGGAUACAGGUGGAAGCGGCCACAGAUUCUGAGACAGAUAGUAAAGGUCUCCCACAGUAUCACUCCGUGGGUAUCCAGGUGGAGGACGAGAAGAGAAUUGGCCGCUUUAAACGGUCCAACAGUGUGACGACAGCAGUUCAGGCCGAUUUGGAGCUGGAGGGGUUUCCUUCGACCGAAGACAAGAGUCUGCAGUUUGGAGGAUUUCAGCGGCAUUCUGAACCCAGUACGCCCACACAGUACAACGCGGUCCGGACCGUACGAACACAGGGCCUUUUUAGCUACCGUGAGGAUUACCGACCCUCCAGCGGGCCGCCCAGUCCACAGCCCGAGCCCUGGCUGGUGGAGCCCGCCCAUGAAGCAGCCGAGUCCGGCCGUGUGUCGCCACUCCACCGCGACGGCAGCUGGUUCAUGCAGCUUCUGCACAGCGAGACCAAACGGUUGGAGGGAUGGUGCAAAGACAUGGAGCGUGAGGCGGAGGAGCACGACCUGUCCGAGGAGAUUCUUGGGAAGAUCCGGAGUGCUGUGGGCAGUGCUCACCUCCUCAUGUCCCAGAAAUUCCAGCAGUUUUACUGGUUGUGUCAGCAAAAUCUGGACCCCAGCGCUAUGCCCCGCCCCACGGCUCAGGACCUGGCCGGGUUCUGGGACCUCCUGCAGCUCUCCAUCGAUGAUGUCACUGCCAAGUUUGAUGAGCUGCAGCAAAUCAAGAGAAAUGAGUGGAGGAUAGUGGAGAGUCCAGAGAAGAAGGAAAGAAAAUGGCCCCCUCCUGUUACAAAGAGGCCUCCUAAGGGUCGUGGAGCUGUCAUGCGUGAUCGAUCCCUGGAUCUGCAGGACCGACAGAGGCAAGAGGCCCGCCGCAGACUCCUGGCUGCAAAACGGGCUGCUUCGUUCCGUCAGAGCUCAGUUACAGAGCGGGCCGACAGCAUAGAGAUCUACAUCCCUGAAGCCCAAACCCGUUUAUGAAACACGUAUAUACUAUGCCUCACCAGUGCGCUUCACCAACAGGGUACACCCAUUCUGCUCCAUGUCACUGCUGCACUCGUUCACAUUCUCACAUCUGUUACAAGUAUUCUUCCUCUGCUCAUCAUCUACUCUGAGCUGAGAAUAGUGGUGAGUUUAUAUAUGCCUCAAACAGAG